CAACCUUAGAAGAAAUCAUGAACAUGGACCAAAGCAUGCCCUAUGACAAGUCUGCAAGGGGCAGAGUUGUGUUUGCAAGCAGUCCAGAGACAUAUACUAAUGCCAAUGGUGAGACAAAGCAGUCAAAGUCUGUUGCUAUAGCAGAUGACAAAAAAGCUGUGAAAGUUGUGUCGUAUGACCCAACCCAAUUCAACAAACUUGUUGAAGGUAAAACAAUAAUGUUGAGAAAUUUCAUCCGAAGGGAUGGGUAUAUCAUUCUAACCCGAACAUCUAGACUGUUCCCAACACAAGAAAUUGAAGUCCCUGACAGCAGAGUACAAGAGGGUAAGGCUCUUGUCAAUCCACCAGCGGCUCCUGUGGUUUCAUUGAGAGAAGCACUAAGAUCACCUCCAAAAACCAAAACGACUGUUUGCGGGAAAGUCAUUCAGGAUGAAGAAGAGCGUGACAUCCGGGUAGGAAAGUCGAAAAGUCCGACAAAGAUGAGAACAAUUUACAUACAGGAUGAAACGGUGGACAGAGUAAAAGUGGCUUUGUGGAGAAACACUAACAAAAACGUCAGAACUGGGGAUUUCGUCAAAAUCACUUAUUUGACAAUACACACUUACCAAACAAAGUACACAACUGAAACCAGCUUCAAUUCUACCUACACAACUUCAGUUACUAAAGUCGAACAACCAACUGUACAUGUGACACUUACAGUAAUUGGUGCCUGUGUACAAGAUGACGUUACAGAACUUCUCCUCAGUGAUGACUCUGUGAGGGCAAUUCCUUCACAAUUAUUAAUGGCUGCCCUUCCAAAAGAACUUGAAGAAGACUUGGAUCCAGAAUCUUUCUUUGCAGAGCGAAAAACAAACUUAAGGCUGCAAUUAAAAGGAUCGGAAGUACUUUCAGUGAAACUUCAGUAAACUGUUAUACAUAUACAUGACAUUAUUCAGCAUUC
This is a messenger RNA of Dreissena polymorpha, 940 nucleotides long. RefSeq lists its product as uncharacterized. Bases 18 to 905 code for a protein of 295 amino acids. The transcript has 3 exons. The record is from RefSeq and is a predicted model, not a curated record. Lineage: Eukaryota; Metazoa; Mollusca; Bivalvia; Myida; Dreissenidae.